UUUCACGACUCCGCCGAGUCUCCGCGGGCCUUCCUUUAAACGUCACAUUCCACUUCUCCUCCGUCUUCCCUCAAUCUCCACCACCACCCCCAAAGUACAACCAACCCACCACACCUACAACACAUCACCCACCAUGUCUGCCAAGUCCUUCACCCCGGCCGAAGUCGCCGCCCACAACAACGCCGAGAAGGGCUUGUACAUUAUCGUCGACUCGUCCGUCUACGACGUCACCAGCUUCGUCGACGAGCACCCCGGCGGCGCGAAGAUCCUGAAGCGUGUUGCCGGCAAGGAUGCUUCCAAGCAGUUCUGGAAGUACCACAACGAGUCCGUCCUGAAGAAGUAUGCGCCCAAGUUGAAGAUUGGGGAUGUCAAGGACGCGGCGAAGCUGUGAGCGAUGCGCGAUGCGCGAUGAUGGGAUUUAUACAUAUACAUGAGAACGAGCGAUGAAGGGAUGGAGAAGGGAAAACGCCAUGCUGCAGCUGUACUGUACACACGUGCUUCGUUGUGGAGAAUGGGGAGCAGAGCGAACCCGUCGAUCGGAAUGGCCUUGUCGAGACUGGCUGGGGUUGCUGCAUCGUGUCAGCCUGGAUGGUUUGCAUGAGCGAAUGUCCUGAUUGCGGAUGAAGCGAGGCGGGUGUUGUGGAUAUGGGGUUAUUAGAAUUGGAGUAUUGAGAUGAUGUGUUUAUACCCGCUUUAUACGACAUUUCUAUUUUUUGUACCAUUUUUAUCCAGAUCUUGUUCAUCCGCACCAUGUUCG
This is a messenger RNA of Penicillium brasilianum, 757 nucleotides long. NCBI's taxonomy places the organism in Eukaryota, Fungi, Ascomycota, Eurotiomycetes, Eurotiales, Aspergillaceae. The record is from the annotation of a GenBank genome assembly.